Molecule: messenger RNA, 1335 nt
Organism: Eruca vesicaria subsp. sativa (arugula)
Lineage: Eukaryota; Viridiplantae; Streptophyta; Magnoliopsida; Brassicales; Brassicaceae
Source: the annotation of a GenBank genome assembly
AUGGCUGAGGUGGGAAAAGUCUUGGCUAGUGACAAUUCAAGCGAGACUAAAGCACCUGAUGUUGUUGCUUCCUCGGAUAAAACGGAGGCUACACCAUUGGCUACUGUUACUAGAACUGAAACUGAGCAAUGUUCAGGCGAGAUUGGGGAAUCAACAGACAGCAAGAAGUCACUACAGCUCGUUCCCUUUACCCCAUCUUCAAUGUCUGAAGAAGUAGCUGUUGCUACAGAGAAAGCACCAAAGAUUCCUGAAAGUGGUACUGUCUUAUCCUUGACGCAGUCUGGUUCGGAAGGGAGUAGCCCAUUUAUCCGGGAGAAAGUUAUGGAAGACGGAUACAACUGGAGGAAGUAUGGACAAAAACUUGUUAAAGGGAAUGAGUUUGUGAGGAGCUAUUACAGGUGCACGCACCCAAACUGCAAAGCCAAGAAGCAAUUGGAACGGUCUCCGGGUGGACAGGUCGUGGAUACAGUUUACUUUGGUGAGCAUGAUCAUCCAAAGCCUCUUGCUGGUUCUGCUGUUCCUAUCCAUCAAGAUAGGCGAAGUGAUGUAUUAACGGCUGUUAGUAAAGAGAAAUCAUCUGGAUCUAGUAGUGUUCAGACACAACGACAAAUGGAGCCACCAAAGGUCCAUGGAGGAUUACAUCUCUCUGUUGUUCCAGUGUCCGAUGAUGUGAAAACUGCUGUUUCACCAUCAAGUAGGAUAAAGAGCGACAAGGAUAACAUUAGUCCUGCCUCAAAGCGAAGGAAGAAAGGAGGUAACAUCGAGCACAUUCCAAUGGAGAGACCAAACAAUGAAUCACGCAAUGUGGUUCACACUCAGACUCUGUUUGAUAUUGUGAAUGAUGGGUACAGAUGGCGUAAAUAUGGUCAGAAGUCUGUGAAAGGCAGUCCAUAUCCAAGGAGCUACUAUAGAUGUUCAAGUUCUGGAUGCCCGGUCAAGAAACACGUAGAGAGAUCAUCUCAUGACACGAAGAUGCUUAUAAUGACGUACGAGGGAAGUCACGACCACGAUAUGCCACCAGGAAGGAUUGUCACUCAUAACAACACGCUGGACUCUGAAGUUGAUGACAAAGAACCGAGUGCUAAAGACACACAAGUCAAUAAAACUCCUCAGAGCUCAGCUCCUGAGACCAUUACCAAAGAAGAGCGCGUUGAACAUCACUCAAAAAAGAAAGCCAAGACUAAUGGCCUUGAGAAAAGUCUUGUCUUGGAUGCGAAGCCCAAGGAGGAAACAAAGGACAGCUCUGAUGCAACCAAAACAAAGUCAGAUGAUAAAACAUCAAGAACUAUGGAGAGUGAGGAACAGAAACCCAAAGCAGAGUCUGGCCAAAGCUAA